UUUUGCACCCACGUCUUGAUCCCGGUCUCACCUUCUCAAAGAGGCUACCUCAAUCAAGAAUUCUUGCGCCUCGCGGUUAGUUGGACGGCGACGAUAAGCCUGCGCCCGCUUCCACCUGGCCUCUAACAAUCCUGCAGACGGCGCGCAUGCCCUAGGCUUUGUAAAUCGCAUUUCUACCCCAAGUAUGGCACCCGGCGCAGCGAACAACUUUGCGCAGUUCAUGGUGGUUGGACCAACAUGCUUUUUCCUCGGCAUCCUCUUUGCGCAGCUUCCCUACGACUACAAUGUCUUGUGGACCACGCCCACUGACGUCGCAUCCUACUUCGACAUUCUCGAGUCACACAUCAAGUUUCUCUAUGCCUCGCCCCCCAUAGUCUCGCGCAUCCUCAACCUGGCCAUCGGCACCGGCAUCCUCGGCUUCCUCAUCAAGCUGUUCAAGCCCAACCAGGCCAACAUGCUCUUUGACGGCGCCUCGCUUGUGCUCUACAUGGCUGGUAUCACCGUCUACCUGACCAACAUUGUCAAGGGCUUCAGGGUCGUGACGGCCGGCAUCUAUGGCGAUUUGGACAAGGCCUCGCCAGGCGAAGUGACUGAAGAAGACCAGGGCGACUACAUCUCGAGGGAGGACACUCUGCGCGUGUUUGCAGCCAGCAACACAAUCUUGGCGCUUGUCUUGGUGGGCGUACUCGUGUUGCAGGCUGGACAGUGGUAUGCCAAGAGGGCUGAGGAGAAGGAGAUUCAGGAGAUUGAGCGCUUGGCUGAGGAAAAGAAGGUCGCGGGCAAGAAGAAGCUGUAGGGUUGAGGAUGCGCGUGAGAUUGGGCUUCUGGAGAGCAAGUCUUUAGUCUCAAAAUACCUGAUUGCCUCGGGUAGGUUUACCUAUUGAAUUUCUCUUCUAUGGCGGGUACGUUUGGUGUUAUGCCAGUGGCACAGGAUGCAAGGGUUAUACCAUUUGCUUGGGUCAUGGCUUUCAAGUUAUAGUCUAUAUUCUGGCUAUGUCAUGUUUUAUUCAUUGCAGCAGCACUGAAGAAGCAACUGGAUUUCGGUUUUGUCUUGUACAAGCCAAAUAUUCAAAGGACUACU
This is a messenger RNA of Exserohilum turcica Et28A, 1081 nucleotides long. RefSeq lists its product as uncharacterized. The coding region runs from base 185 to 796 and encodes 203 amino acids. Lineage: Eukaryota; Fungi; Ascomycota; Dothideomycetes; Pleosporales; Pleosporaceae. The transcript has 2 exons. The record is from RefSeq and is a predicted model, not a curated record. Gene Ontology annotation, biological process: endoplasmic reticulum to Golgi vesicle-mediated transport. Gene Ontology annotation, cellular component: endoplasmic reticulum membrane.